This is a messenger RNA of Cyclopterus lumpus (lumpfish), 2319 nucleotides long. Its product is annotated as protein tyrosine phosphatase type IVA 2-like. The record is from RefSeq and is a predicted model, not a curated record. Gene Ontology annotation, cellular component: nucleus. The coding region runs from base 1061 to 1567 and encodes 168 amino acids. The transcript has 8 exons. Lineage: Eukaryota; Metazoa; Chordata; Actinopteri; Perciformes; Cyclopteridae. Gene Ontology annotation, molecular function: protein tyrosine phosphatase activity. Gene Ontology annotation, biological process: protein dephosphorylation.
GGAAAAGGCGUCUUCUUUAUCGUGGCUAACUUGACACUUCUGUUCAACAUGUAUCCUUCGCAGACUCUUCUCUGCCAGUAGAAACGUCUGGAUUUUCGUGAAACAACUGCGUUUUCAGGUUAGCAGCACGCUAGCGGGCCGUUGUCAGCCAGGACCCAGAGAAGCAGCAUCAUCAUCAAUGGUGUGUCUACAUCCCGGAGCCGACACAUUUUCCUGUGUAUGCUCAAUGAACCACCUCUUCGGCGCUCAUCACAGCUGCACAUGUAUGGCGUUUGCGAAACUCGGAGGGGAGUUUUGCCAAGCCCAGCACCUGCUGCUUAUUGUGGACAAGUGAAGAGGAGACGCCAGCCAGGCGUAAACACUGCCGUCGAUUUGCACAGGUGUGUCAAGGCUGGUCGUGUCUUUUAUUCAGGUCCUUACUGCCAUCCUGUUCAAUCCAUAUGAAGACAAGCCAACCUUCAGCCUGUCACCUGUCCUGGGGAGUGGGAGAGGCUGUGGGUUUAACCCAGGAGUUUCCUCACAGCUCUUUUCCUUUUCUGCUUCUACCCUGAUUCGGCCACGUCUUCUCUGAAUGGGCUAGUAGAUUUGAAAGGAAGGAAGGACAGAUCUUUUUUUUUCUGUCUUCAUUUUACUUUUUUUCCCCUUCUGAACUUUGGUGGUCCGCUCCAGUCUUUUUGAUUCCAAUCUGCUAGAGUUUAAUAUUUAUUUUGAACCAAGCCAAUUUGAGUUAUUUCUUUAUUGCCAAGAACAGUUUAAACCCCCUAAUAUUUCUAUCCCAGGAAAUUUGUAUUGUCUUUAGUUUUUUUAUUUAUUAGUAGUGUUAGGGUUACAGUUUUUAUGCCCAUAAUUCAUAUGGAUGCAUUAGUUAGGGAAAUUAUUCGCUUUUUUUGAGCUUGUGAACAGUUUUCCUUUUACACAUUUUAAACAAUCAAAAUACUUUCCCUUUGAUUUGUUUGAAGACUGUCUUUUAUUGAAUUAUUUAUUUAUCUUCUCAAUUAUAAGCACAGAACUGUUCUCACCUUUCUUUUCCUGUAUCAAUAAACCUCUUGAGGGUCUAAAAAUGAACCGACCGGCUCCAGUGGAGAUCUCUUAUGACUGCCUGAGAUUUCUCAUUACGCACAACCCCACCAAUGCACAACUCGGAAGGUUUAUAGAGGACCUGAAGGCAUAUGGAGUAAACACUCUGGUGAGAGUGUGUGCUGCCACAUAUGACAAGACACCUGUGGAGCAAGAAGGUAUUCAAGUCCUGGAUUGGCCGUUUGACGAUGGCUCCGCCCCCCCGGAACAGGUGGUUGAUGAUUGGCUGAACCUACUGCAGACAAAGUUUAGAGAUGAGCCGGGCAGCUGCGUGGCCGUGCACUGCGUUGCUGGAUUAGGAAGAGCUCCUGUGUUGGUGGCCCUGGCUCUCAUCGAGUGUGGGAUGGAGUAUGAAGAUGCUGUGCACUUCAUAAGACUUAAGCGCCGCGGAGCGUUCAACUCCAAGCAGCUGCUCUACCUGGAGAACUACAAAGCUAAACUGCGUCUGCGCUCCAAAGAAGCCAACGGUCAGAGCUGCUCUAUACAGUAGGAAUCUACAGCUCCAUGCAUCUUCACUGCAGCUUCAUAGGAGACUCUCACCGUUUGAUGUUAAAUGGAGAAAUUGUCAUUUUAGGGUAAAUGUUUGGUAACAUUAGGGCCUGUGAAAUCCAAUCAAAAUGUCAUGUAUUUACCAAAAUGAAAGGGACCUAAUGUGAAAUCUUCUGAAAAUCUUUUGAAAACAGACAACUUUACAUACAAAGAAUGAGCCUAAAAAAAUGAAAUUUGAGGUUUUAAAAGUUUUUAUUUAUUUUCCUUGGUCUGUGACCUCACUUUUAUAUGUAGCCCCCCCCCCCCUUUGAUCUUUAAAUUAACUUUGACAUUGGGGGCCAGACAUGAAACACUGUCAGUAGUCAGGUAUUGUCGGCCGUAGGCUCCUUCUUGUGAUGUCGAAACUGGUCUGCUGGUCUGUGCUUUCAGAGGCCUGCUGGUUUAUUGCAAAUCAAUCCAUGCAGUGGUUCAGGCUGAUUUAGUUUAUUCCAAUAUUUCCCCCUCGACCAAAUCAAAGCCCUGCACCCGGAAGGGUGGCAGAGAACUCGGACCAGUUAGAAAGCGUCCACCAUUAGCGAGUUCUACAUGUGACGUGUGCUGUAUUACACAAACGCGACCAUCUGCCCCGUCUGCUGUAUGUCCCAUGUCGGAGGCUGAGGCAGUCUGCGUCUCCAGAAAACAAACUUGUUGUUGGCUGUAAAUGUUCGUCACUGUCCUUCAUGAUGUCGCCGAGGCAGAGAGGGCCAGCAUGUU